AUGGAUUUAUUGAUUUUCGAACGCAAGCAUCGAACCGUAGAGAAUUGUAAAAAGCCAUUAUCUGUUCAAGUUAGUAAAUAUUAUGGAAUAUUGGAAGGUGAACAAGUUAUAGUAUCAGAUUCGAAGGCUGCUAGUGAUUUAAAUACAUCUGGAUGUUACGGUGAAUUUUUGCAACGACGUGAGCCCCGCGUAUCAAUGGAAUGUUUCGAAAAUAAUGUUCAUCAACAACACCAGCAAGAAAGAUUAGCUAAAACUUGGAAAAAAUUAUGGCCAACGGAUAACUCACUUCGUUUGGGCAUGGAGGAAGCAAUAUACCUCAGUGCGGAAAUCGCAGUGUUGCACAUAUUUACUGAUAAUGGGCAAGAAUGUGCACCAGACGUUAUCUGGAAGGCAUUCUAUGAUCGUUAUGGAAUUCGAUUUGUAAGACGUUAUGCAACUUACCGAUAUUUUAGAUGUCAAGGUUGGAUUGUGCGAUCUGGCCUUCAUUAUGGAGUGGAUUUCAUGCUUUAUCGUGAUGGGCCUGAAUAUUAUCAUAGCAGUGCAGCGGUACGAAUUGUUUCUACAGAAGAUAAACGCGAUGUAUCAUCCUUCAUUGUGCUUAAUAGAGAGUUAAAUAGUAUAAAGAAGACAUUGAUAGAAGUGACCGUUAUUAUUCCUGAGGACUGUAAUGUUCAAAGCAUCGAUUCCAUCCACUGCAUUUCUGUUAAACAUACUACCUCCCUCACUUGGAAGACAUCUGAUGAUCGGUGA
This is a messenger RNA of Acanthocheilonema viteae, 750 nucleotides long. NCBI's taxonomy places the organism in Eukaryota, Metazoa, Nematoda, Chromadorea, Rhabditida, Onchocercidae. The record is from the annotation of a GenBank genome assembly.